AUGGAAUCGCGGCUUUGUAAGAGGAUAAUACAGAGGGAAAAAGAACUCGAAAGAGCAGCAGAGCACAUCAAGGAUGAGACACAGGAGCUCCAUAAGGAUACUGACUCACACUCUGACCCACAAAUAAGACAGACAGCUGAAUUUGUCCAGAAGAUGAGUGAGGAGAUCCUGGAACAGAAGGAAAGACUCUCUGACAAAAAGGCGUCAGUGAAAGACACAUGUAGAGAAGUGAAGAUAUUUCUACAUCAAAUCACUAACUUAGCUGGGGACAAGUUGCAGUCUCUAAGCGAGGAGGCAAAACUGAAACUAGACUCCUUGAUCAAGAGCUUCUGGAAGAUGAGAGCCAGUAUGUGGAAACUCAUCUUCUGUGUUCUCCUGCUGCAUGAACUGAGAGAUGUGUUUGAUAUACUGAAGUCUGAAUCCUGCUUCAUCUCCCUCAGCAGAGGUAGACUCAAGUAUGCAUUUAAGAUGGCGUCGAUGUUGGCCUUAUGGUUGUCUCGAGACGUUGAGACAAAUCCUGGGCCACAUUUCAAUGAGAGAACAUGCGUAGAGAUGUAUGUUCGUCGGUUAUCACUGGCUCUCAGAGACGACCUUGACACUGAUGGUAGAAUCUGGUCCAAGCAAAUUGCCGAAGAGGCUUACAACGCUGGAUUUUCAAGGAAUUUGAGAUGGACCAAUCCCUCUUCGGGGAAGAAGAAAGACAGCUUGCACAAGCUGAAAGAGAGGGCAAAGGAACUAAUCAGGCUGUUGUCCGCUAGGAACUGUCUCCCAUCAGACUUGCCAGCUUUCACUGAUCUCGAUCAACAAGAAACAUUAGACGGACUAAGGAAGUACCUGGAGGUAAAGCACUUCGAGACUGCUGCAAACGUUCUGCUCAAUGAGCCAGACAUCACAACCUCACUCAAAGAGAAAAUUCGUCUCUCGAUACAAUUAGCGUUGGAGGAAAUUUCAAAUUCUAAUCGAAUGAUACAUAAUCCCCCUGCAAGACCACUUUCAGUUUCCAAUGUCAACGAGUUUCAACAAUUAGCAGACCCACAGUGUCUGAACGACAGUGAAGGUGAGGGAACCACAUUACGACAAAAUGAGUCCAGCACCGACUGUCCUGUCAGUCCGAGUCCACUAUCAACCAGCAUGGACACACAGAGGCACGAAGGGGACAACCGGGGCCUGACAAACAGAGUAUGUACACAGUCUGCCACCACGGACACACUGCAGGACGAAGCCAGAAGGGUAGAGGGAAGUACAGGGAGUGGCUUUGCAUGUAGGACGUCGGAUGAUAAUCAGGAAAACAUCAUGGCAGCCACGCCGUGUACGCCAGAAACUGACGUUUCACCGAGUCAUGAAGAACAAAGGGAUGUCAACAUCGUGUGGCCAUCUGACAGUGAUUCAUUUGACAGAGCUGAUGAUGUUGAAGCCUCUCAUCCAAACACAGAUGCAUCUGUAAAUGUAAAUACACCACUCAUAAACACCCGUGACAUCACUGUCCCUGCAGAUACAUCUGAUGAGGCUUUACUGGCAGAUAUUAAACAAUUUCUACUCAUAAACACCCGUGACAUCACUGUCCCUGCAGAUACAUCUGAUGAGGCUUUACCGGCAGAUAUUAAACCCUUGCUACCCUUGUACGUUGGUGAUGCACCUACAUCCCCCACAGUCACCUUUGACGUGACUGAUGAUGUCUCCCGCCCUACAAGUACAUCCGAUCAGGAUAUACUGCCAGACUUGGAAUCUGGGCCAUCCCGUGUCUUGAACGUUGAUGAUGUAAAUACAUCACACAGACACGCACCAAAUGCUGAUUACUCUCCUUGUGAUGAGACACAGAGCGCUGUUCCUGCAGCAUGUGCUGGUGGCUGUGAAGGCGAUAGCACAAAUGCAUCUGAACCCCUACUGAAGGUAUCCCCUGACAACAACCAGGUGGAUACAGUAUGUGAAGGUGUGUAUGAAACAUUUGGAAUGGAGGCUUGUGAGGCAACACCUGAGACAGACACAAACACUUCUGAAACAACAGAAACUGACACACAUGCUUGUGUGACAACAGUUGAAACUGACACACAGGAUUGUGUGACGAGAGAAACUGACGCACAUGCGGGUGUGACGACAGCCGCUGAAACACAGACGUGUGUGACAACAGCUGAGAUCAGCACACAGACGUUUCUGGAAACAGCCGAAACACGCACACAGACAUGUGUGACAACAGCAGAGGGAGACACACAGACCUAUAUCGCAACAACCGACACAGACACGCAGACAUGUGUGGUAACAGCAGAGGGAGACACACAGACCUAUAUCGCAACAACCGACACAGACACGCAGACAUGUGUGGUAACAGCAGAGGGAGACACACAGACACACGUGACAACAGCAGAGGGAGACACACAGACCUAUAUCGCAACAAUCGAGACAGACACGCAGACAUGUGCGACAAAAGCUGGAACAGGACAAACACCAAGGUCUCUCGGAAACAGCCUCAACCAGGUUGAUAGUGACGAGUCUGAGAUGUCGCCUGGGAGAAGCUGUGGCACAAGCAGGAAACGGAAACAACAGCUGCAACAUCUCCCUAGCAAGAAAAGACGGAUUUAGAAGGCCUGGUGUCUGAUCUGGACUCAAUACGUUUCUACAGCAACGAGAUAUCUAGUGACUAUGUGUGCUCUGAAUUGUUACGUUCAGAAGGAUAUUUGACAUUUACAUCCAAAUUUACAUCAUCAGAAACAAGAAAACUGAUUUCAGGACAAGGAUUGUUCUUCUGAUCCUUCAUUAUCUGUAGUCAUGGUGAUAUUCAUGGUGGCAAAAUACUAGUUCUUAUGAUUUUUAUCAGGUAGAUGAGGUUAUCAUAUGAAUGUGAUCAUGCUGAUAUAGAACAGUGUAUCUCCUAUACUCAACACAACUUUCAGUCGGCAUAUAACCAUCACGUCUGGUUUUUCGGUUGUUGUUUUUUAGUUAUUGUUUGUAAGUGCAAAUCUAUGUUGAACACUUGACUGUAUUUUAACACGUUCCUUUCCACAUUAAAUUAAGAUAUAUAUUUAGAUAUUUACACUUGAAAUAUGUAAAUAGAUGUAAUAAUGUCUGUUUAAAUGUGAAAGACACAGCCACGCCCCCUAAAAUGGACGAUCCGCCGGCUUAUGUUAGUCCAGCCUGUACUUUUACCCAAGUCGAAAAGCUGGUGAACGUUUUGUGUGAAGAAUGUGUGUCUUACACAUGAAAGUACCUCUCGCCCUAUGACACUGUAUAUCCAUCUCUUAUGAAAUCCACACAGAUAAUACAAAUGGUUGGUGCCCGUUAAAGUAUAUGUGUUUAUAACAAACGGCUACAAAUUAGCAAAUACAUGAUACUUUUCAUCAUGAAUGAAUUGCCCUAUACGGUCAGAGGUUAACAGACAGACAUAUACUAUAUAGCAUGAGGUGGGACAAGAAAUAGCCCUGUUUGAGUGAGUGAGGAUGUAUUGUUUUACACCGCUCUUAGCAAUGUUCCAGCAAUGUCAUUGGCUGCACACACUCUCCUAUGUAGGAAUUCGAACUCAGGUGUUCGGGUAACGAGCAAAUGCUUUAGCCACUGGGAUACCCCACCGCCCAAUAUUAUGAGAAGAACCGUGUGGUUUUGUCCAAAAUUUCAUGUGGGCUGUAUGAUGAUGUCCACAUAGGCUUUAUAAAUACAAUUCACAAGUAAUUGAUCAUUUAUUUCUAACGGGACGUUCUUUUGCGACAUGCAGUCAAAAACUGUUGUGUCGAACGUAAGGUUAUCUCGAAGUCAAGGUUAUCUCGAAGUAAAAGUUAUCUCGAGGUAAAGGUUAUCUCGAAGUAAAGGUUAUCUAGAAUUAAAGGUUUGUUCCCCCUUUACGUUUUGUUUAAUCAUUAUUAUUUGGUUAUCGUCAUUUUUGGUUGCGUUUACCAACGGAUAAAUCGAAGUAUCUAGCUAGCUCCCGUUAAGUUCGACACAACAGUGUUUAGUGUCCACGGCGAUAGAUUGAUCAUAUUUCACUUCAAAUCUUUGUUUCCCAUCAUUCCAGCUCUCAGAAUAUGCAUGAGAUACUCGCUUUACUCUAUUUCCAAAUGAAACAUAAUGUAUGUAGGUGCCAUGUUUCAUCCUUCCUCUUAAUUUUUAUGUGUAGAUAAGAUAUUAUUGGUGAAAUAAAUAUUUUAACCACA
Molecule: messenger RNA, 4139 nt
Organism: Haliotis rubra (blacklip abalone)
Lineage: Eukaryota; Metazoa; Mollusca; Gastropoda; Lepetellida; Haliotidae
Product: mucin-5AC-like
Exons: 5
Coding region: 1-2577 (858 amino acids)
Source: RefSeq, a predicted model, not a curated record